Messenger RNA from Melozone crissalis (California towhee), 801 nucleotides. RefSeq names its product chromosome unknown C9orf152 homolog (gene CUNH9orf152). Lineage: Eukaryota; Metazoa; Chordata; Aves; Passeriformes; Passerellidae. The record is from RefSeq and is a predicted model, not a curated record. Bases 1 to 801 code for a protein of 266 amino acids. The transcript is spliced from 2 exons.
AUGAAGGAAAUGUCCUGCUUCUGCUUGGCUUUUUCUUCCUUGUUGGAACAGAUGGUGAAGGCUUACAAAUACGUGACUGGUAUUUUUUUAGUGACUCAUAGCUCAGAGCCACAGGUUUCAGAUGCUGUUAAGAAGCUCACCAGGAUGGAUGUAAGCAUGCUUGAGGAGCAGUAUGACCAUAUAAAACAGAAGCAAAAACUGCAACCACACAUUAUUGUAUAUAAAACAGGUGGACAUGAAUCUGCUCUGCCAGAAUCAAUGAUCAACCCUGUUCUAAUUAAUAAGAAAGUUAAAAGAUCAAAGUCAUGUAGAGGAGAUGUCCCUGUCAGAAAGGUCCCACUGGAGACAACCAAGGGCGGCGGCUCAGAAGAGGAUUUGCUAUGGCGCGUCCACCUGGGCAGGCACCGCCUGGGGCAGGCCCUGGGACAAGGAGGUUCCUGGGAUCUCUCCCACUGCAGCAGCACACCAUGGAGUUUUGACAACCAGAGACUGAUUUCAAAGGGAAAUGGCACACUGCAGACCGAGGAAUCAGCAGGAGCAAGUGAACUGGCUGAGCUCAGGCAGCUGGGAAGCUCAAGUGUGUUGAACAGUGUCAGCAGAGAGAACGGCUGCAACAUUUCAAGCUCCUGCCAAAAGCCUCCUCUGAAAUCACCCACUGCAGCACUUUGGGCACAUCAGCACAUUUCUGCUACAAAAGGCAUGCCAGCCUGCAACAAACUGAACUUUUACCCUUUCCCAAAUAGGAAAGGGCCCAGAAUUUCUGAAGCUGCAAGGAGGCUUGGGUUGUAUGUCUCACAAUGA